UAUUCAUUUUAGAAAUGCAAAUUUUUUUUAUUUAAAUAAUGCAAAAAAGGAUUUAAUGGAGUCCUGAAGCAACUAGGGGUCGGAGGAAGAAGGUGGCUCACCUCUCACUUUUCUCUCCUCUAAAACCUACUGAAACCAAAUCUGAACCACAACCACAUUAACAUUCUUGAACUGAGACAACAAUUGACGAGAACAAAACCACCCAACAACACAACCACCCCUCUGAAACAAACAGAAAAAUGCAAUUAUCCUAUUCCAUGUUUUCCCUCUCAAAAUCCAACUUCUCUCCUGUUCGCCCCACCCUCCCUCCGGUUCGCUGCGGCAUCCGCGAGCUCCGCCAACGAAUCCACACCGUCCAGACCACUCAAAAGAUCACCGAAGCUAUGAAGCUCGUCGCCGCCGCUAGGGUCCGCCGCGCUCAGGAGGCCGUCGUCAACGGCCGCCCCUUCGCCUCAAACCUCGCAGAAAUGCUGAACGACAUCACCCAGCGCCUAAAAAGCGACGACGUUUCCACCCCCCUCACUGAUGCCAGACCCGUCAAGACCGUCGCCCUCGUCGUUUUCACCGGCGACCGCGGCCUCUGCGGCGGUUUCAACAAAUGGGUAAUAAAAAAAGCCGUCACCCGAAUCGAGGAGCUGAAGAAACUCAAUCUGGAAUGCGUUGUUAUAAGCGUAGGCAAAAAGGGUAACUCGUAUUUUACUCACAACAAUGAAAGGAAACACCCUUUUGUUAAAGUCGACAGCUUUAUCGAAAUUGGAGGUUUUCCCACAGCAAAGGAGGCUCAGGUCAUUGCUGAUGAUGUUUUCUCAUUGUUUGUUAGUGAGGAGGUGGAUAGAGUCGAACUUGUGUACACUAGGUUUGUUUCACUGGUUAGGUUUGAACCUGUGGUUCAGACUUUGCUGCCUCUGGGGGAGGUUUAUGAUGUGAAAGAUGAUGUUUUUAGGUUGAGUUCUAAGGAGGGGAAGCUGGCUGUGGAGAGGGAUGUUGUGAGGUUGAGGAAAGAGGGUGAGGUGUUUUCCCCUCUUAUGGAGUUUGAGCAGGAUCCUGUUCUCAUUCUUGAUGCCAUGUUACCUCUUUAUUUGAAUAGUCAGAUUUUGAGGGCGUUGCAGGAGUCUGUAGCUAGUGAGCUUGCUGCUAGGAUGGGGGCCAUGGCUUCUGCCACCGAUAACGCUGUUGAAUUGAGUAAAAGACUUUCGGUUGAAUACAACCGGGAGCGGCAGGCGAAGAUUACAGGGGAGUUGCUGGAGAUUGUGGCUGGAGCCGAGGCUCUUAGACCAAUUGACUUAUGAAUGUCACUUGGUUUUGGUUUUCCUUUCAUGGGGUAUCAGUUGUUGGAGAUUGUGGCUGGAGCUGAGGUACUAACACUAAUUGACUGGUGAAUGUCACCUAGUUUUGGUUUCCCUUAUCGCUUGGAUCCUUUCUAGAUGCAUUUGGAUCAGCCUCAAUUUGAGUAGUUGAAUUUGUCAUUGUAUAACAAUAAUGGAGAAGAGGGAAUUGGAUAUAGAAGAGAUUUCAGAUGGAGAUAUAAGUCUUUCAGGAGAGUUACCAUGUUAGAAGCAUGAGAUAUGGGCAUUCUGAACCAGAUUAAAAGUUUCCCUACAAGAUUUCUCUUUGUUUGAGAUUUUGAUCAGACAUCACUCUUUCUCUCCUCAGUGAUUGUUGAGUAAUGACAAACUUAACAGCUUAGAUCUCAGUUGGAUGGAAUCCAGUUGGAGAGGACCCAAACUCAAGUGCCAUUGAGUAUAGUUCCUAACUUUAUGAAACUAAGUCUUAAAAUUUGUAAAAUGUUGGAAAGUGUUAUUCACUUUAGUCCUUGUGCCAAUGAAAGUGGUAGAGAAAAAGGAGCAACAGUGGGAAUGACACUUGCAAGCUGCGACAUCCGCGAAACUAGGCAACGAAAUGAGUUUUCUAAAGUUAGGAUUAAAGUGAAUGAUGCUUUCAAUUUGCAUGCUAAAGUGAGGGUUUCACAGUAUGGGGUUGAAGAGUUUCCAACUUCACUGAUAGAGUCUUAAAGUUGAUAGAGAAAUCAAUCAUGUGGAGAGUUUUGACCCGUGUUCAAAAAAGUGCAUUGCUUUCCUUUAA
Messenger RNA from Vigna angularis (adzuki bean), 2082 nucleotides. RefSeq names its product ATP synthase gamma chain, chloroplastic. The record is from RefSeq and is a predicted model, not a curated record. Bases 240 to 1289 code for a protein of 349 amino acids. Lineage: Eukaryota; Viridiplantae; Streptophyta; Magnoliopsida; Fabales; Fabaceae. Gene Ontology annotation, biological process: proton motive force-driven ATP synthesis. The transcript has a single exon. Gene Ontology annotation, molecular function: proton-transporting ATP synthase activity, rotational mechanism. Gene Ontology annotation, cellular component: chloroplast thylakoid membrane.